AUGUGCUUGCAGGCGCUGUCGAGCAGCUCACCGAGGGUGGUUGGCCUCGGCCGGGUGCCGUCGCGGCGGGCGGCGCUCCCAGCGAGGCAGGGCCCCUGCAGGGUUGUGGCCCGGGCUGAGCCCCGGUACGGGCACGCGGCGAACGAGAUCGCGUCCAUCUCCGCGAAGACGUCCGGGAAGGAGGCGCAGCAGGUCGUGGCGCCCAAGAGGCCGCUCGGGCUCCCCAGCGACACUUCGGGGACGGUGAUGGUCGCUCUCGUCAUCACGCAGGCUGUGGGACUGAUCGGGGCGUUCGUGGGCGGCAGGCGCGCGAACAGGUUCAGGAAGGAGCUGCAGCAGGUCAACUCCCAGCUGCGGCAGAUCAACGCCGAACUGCGCUCCCGCAACGAGCCGGAGCUGGUCCCCGAGGCCGACGAGGCCGAGGCCGGUAUCGCCUACAGGAACGCGCUGGAGAACUCGAUGAACUCUCCGUCGGCGGCGCACCCGCUGGAGGGCGUGGGCAAGGGCAACUUUUCGGUGGCGCAGGCGCGGCGGGAGAUCUCGCGGUCGAUCAAGGAGAGCUACGACGACGCGCUCGAGGGCGACCCGGAGAAAGGCAUCAAGGCGCUGGACCACGCGGAGGAGCUCGCGAUCGAGCUGAAGGACGCGGUGGCGGAGCGCGCGGUGGUGCGCGCCAUGGCGCAGUGCUACCGCGAAAUGGCGGCCGCGAGCGAGUCGGAGGGCAAGCGGCAAGAGGCGUUCCGGUCCGCGAUCACCUGCCUGGAGCGCGGGCUGGAGAUCUCGAUGCAGGUCGGGGAGUACACGGGCGACGCGGACAUGUACGGCGACAUCGGCGACCUGUUCGUGGAGCUGGGCGACCUGCAGAAGGCCGGGGAGUACUACGACCGCUGCAUCAAGGCGCUCUCCGAGGACAGGAUCACCAUCCCCUCGUCCUCCUGGGACUGCUGA
This is a messenger RNA of Pedinophyceae sp. YPF-701, 948 nucleotides long. The record is from the annotation of a GenBank genome assembly. Lineage: Eukaryota; Viridiplantae; Chlorophyta; Pedinophyceae.